This is a messenger RNA of Thamnophis sirtalis, 1150 nucleotides long. Its product is annotated as transmembrane protein 47. The record is from RefSeq and is a predicted model, not a curated record. Gene Ontology annotation, cellular component: cell-cell junction. Lineage: Eukaryota; Metazoa; Chordata; Lepidosauria; Squamata; Natricidae. Gene Ontology annotation, biological process: cell-cell adhesion.
CCUCCCACCCACCCCCGUCGGUUCUUCCUUCUAUCCCGCGGUUGUCUGGGGUGCUCCGGGCCAGGAUGUCGGCGGCCGAGGAGAGGGGUUUGACGGUGCGCCCCUUCAAGCUGAUCGCGCUGCUCUGCGCCUUCCUGGCGCUGGCUCUGGAUGUGGCUGCGCUGCUGAGCCCAGCCUGGGUCACGUCGGAACGCUACUCUCUCUCCCUUUGGAAGGAGUGUCGGCAGCUCCUGGGCGGCUGGCAAUGCUUCUCCACUUUCGGAAGUGACUGGCAAAUCACUACCCUGGUGUUAAUCCUGACAGCUGCCACCAUCACUCUGCUGUCAUUCCUCAUGUCUCUGAUAGCUUUGUGCCUGGGGAACUAUAAAUACUAUUAUCGGAUAGUGUCAAUUCUUCUCUUUGCAGCAGUGGUUCUCCAGAUCUGUGCCUUAAUUCUCUACCCCAUCAAGUUCAUCGACAGUAGCCCGCUGAGAAGCUACCAUGAGUUCAACUGGGGAUAUGGGUUGGGUUGGGGUUCGGCCAUCUUUAUGCUGGGAGCAGCCAUACUUUACUGCCAACGAACUGAUGCCUAUGAAGACGCUUACUACUAGGACAACUUGUAAGAAGGUCCCUGGAUUAUCAGAUCUGGAAGCCUCUUCAAUAAACAGAGAGCAAGAGAAGAGGAAGGACGAUGAGUUUCAUGAGAAUUCUGGGCACAUUCAAGCACAUUAUGGAUGGACAUUUUGACCAGGUGAAAACGUUGAAGGCUUCCAUUGGACACUCUUCCAGCAUCACCAGGACUCGUCACUGCCAGCCAACCGCACUUCUCUCCGGCAUAACCUGCUUUUAAGAUUUCUCGUGUAUUUUUUUCCUUUUUUUAAAAAAAAAAGUAUUAUUUUUCUUUACUUUGAUCUCCUAUGUAUGAAAUUUUGUCUUUAUUUUAUUUAUGAGAGGGUAGCUCCUACAGUGGAAGAGCAGCUUGGUUUAGCUUUUAUUGAGUGGCGUCUUGUGUGCAGAUCUUCAACACGAAGGAACAAUGUUGUGUGAAUGGGGGGGAGAGGGGUUCUAUAAAUGCAUUGAUGCUAAAUCCACUUCAUACCAAGAAGCCCGAAACACCGAAAAUAUACGAAUGUUUAUGAGCCGCUGAUGAAUAAAACCAUGGAAAAAAUGA